GCAUAAAUCGACACUCCGAAUCGAAAAUUCAAAAAUCGUUAUUAUCGAUAUUAUAUCAACAAAACCUACGUAAAUGUUGCGUUUAUGUGUGUGUCUCUGCUGCAUUCGAUGUGCAUUUAAUUAAAACUCCAUUCAAGUGAGAAAAUUGCACUUUUGGGGCGUUGGCUUUACCAAAAUUGGCGGUGACAGCACCAAAAAAGGUGCACGAGUGAAAGCUUGUGAAGACUUUUGGAAGUUCGAUUUAUCGCAUUUUGCGGCUUUGUUCAAGGUCGUUGGCAUUGGUUGCCGACGGGUGAACGGAGAUUAACACACAUUCAAUCGCGAACACGCAAGAAGAAAAUGGCAAUUAGCUUCGAGAAACAUCGGGCGCAAAUAGUGGGUGCCUGGAAGGAUGUGCUGGACGACAAGAGCAGCACCAACUGGGCGCUGUUUGGCUAUGAAGGCCAGACGAACGAACUGAAGCUGGUCGGAAAAGGAGACGGCGGCGUAGACGAGCUAAGCGAGGACCUCAAUAGCGGCAAAAUAAUGUACGCAUUUUUGCAAAUCGAAGAUCCAAAGACUGGCCUCAAUAAGUACCUGCUCGUCAACUGGCAGGGCGAAGGCGCACCAGUGCUACGCAAGGGCACCUGCGCGAACCAUAUUCAUGACGUGGGUAAACUUCUCUCCGGUGCCCAUUUGACAAUCAAUGCACGUAAUGAGGAUGACAUCGAUAUCGAGCGUUUGUUAAAGAAGUUGAGCACGGUUAGCUCCGCAUACAGUUUUAAGGAGCCGCGUGGAGCCAUGGAGGAGCAAAAGGCGCCAGUGGGCACAAACUAUACUCGGGUUAUUCCUACAAAGGAGCUCAACGCGAGUGUCAUGCAGGACUUCUGGAAGAAGGAGGAAGCAGAGGAGAAGCAUCGCAUUGGUGCUGAAAAGGAAGCCAAGCGCUUAGAGCUUCUGAAGCUCGAGCAGGAGCAACGCGCUCGCGAAGAAAAGGAGCAUAAGGAGCGCGAAAAGCUGGUCAUAAGCACGACUAAACUACAGCCGGCUCAUGUGCCCAUUAAAACUUCGCCGCAGCCAUUGAGUCCUGAGAAAACAUCUGCAACUUUUGCGAAUAACCUAACCGAUGCGGAGCGUAUGCGCCAGGCGCGGAAUCAGGAGGCACGUGAGUUGAUCGGCUCACGGGUGGGUGCUGCCAAGGCAAUGUUCACCAAGCACACCAGCGAGGGCCAGUUGCAAUCCAAUUUCAGGCUCAAUACACAACCGCCGGCGAAGCCCGCCCGAAAUUCUAUUGCACAGCGUAUAAACGUAUUCAAUCACAAUCAGAAUCAGGAUACAGAGGCCACCUUGCCUCCACAGUCUGUUUCGCCUAUUAAUCCUCCAGUGGCCGCCGAAGCUUCUGAGGCCAACAAGCCACCAGUUGUGGCCGAGGUGAAUUCCGUUGAAACCAUAAACGAGGAGGACCUGCAGCAAACUGAGGACCUACCACUGGCUCAUGAGAGUGAGCAGUUCUCCACCAUCAAACGAUCGCCGCACAGUAAAACAAACUCGGUUCAAUCACAGUCACCGGAUGAGACGACGACAUCGUCAAACGAGACCGACACGGCUGUAUACAAAGAGGAAGAGGUGCGCACCAAAGUAUCAGUCACAGUGCAGCAGUCCCAAUCGGUUAAGACAUCCGGCUUAAGUACACUGGAACGUAAUGCAUUGACCGAUCUGGUCAAUGAGGAUGACUUCAUAUGCCAGGAGAGCCUGGGCGACUUGGGUCUACGUGCCCGUGCCUUGUAUGACUAUCAGGCAGCUGAUGAAUCAGAAAUAACGUUUGAUCCCGGCGAUGUUAUAACGCACAUCGAUCAAAUUGACGAGGGCUGGUGGCAGGGAUUGGGCCCUGACGGAACCUAUGGACUGUUUCCGGCAAACUAUGUCGAAAUCAUCAACUAAAACCACACUUAGCAUUAACAAUACAAUGCAAAUCCGUAUCUAAUAUGGCAACUGCAGAGCAGCAACACUAGUUUUUGCAGGUGUAAACCUUAACAGCCAUAGCUGUAGUUAAUGGAGCAUAUAUCCGAAUUACUCACAUUUAAAACACGGCUGCCCAGUAAUAUCUUGAACAAUAAUGCAAUUUAUACUAUACCUAAUGAGAUUUAAUAUUGCCUAUAAGCGACUAUAACACGGUUUAGAUCGUACAUCACGCGCACCAUGUUCUCACAGGUGCCUUCCAUUUGUGUAUACAUUUUAUAUCUGAUUGUUAACUUUAAGAUUUCGAAACAAUGUUGCGUCCUUUUUAAAAUGUUUCUUAAUGCA
Molecule: messenger RNA, 2283 nt
Organism: Drosophila virilis
Lineage: Eukaryota; Metazoa; Arthropoda; Insecta; Diptera; Drosophilidae
Gene: Abp1
Product: Actin binding protein 1
Biological process (GO): regulation of actin filament polymerization; positive regulation of dendritic spine morphogenesis; postsynaptic actin cytoskeleton organization
Cellular component (GO): postsynaptic membrane; site of polarized growth; cortical actin cytoskeleton
Molecular function (GO): actin filament binding
Source: RefSeq, a predicted model, not a curated record